Hemibagrus wyckioides is the source of this 2078-nucleotide messenger RNA. Its product is annotated as synapse differentiation-inducing gene protein 1. Gene Ontology annotation, biological process: synaptic vesicle clustering; positive regulation of synapse assembly. Bases 481 to 1332 code for a protein of 283 amino acids. Lineage: Eukaryota; Metazoa; Chordata; Actinopteri; Siluriformes; Bagridae. The record is from RefSeq and is a predicted model, not a curated record. The transcript is spliced from 5 exons. Gene Ontology annotation, cellular component: intracellular membrane-bounded organelle; postsynaptic density membrane; excitatory synapse.
UUCAGGACACACACACGCACGCACGCACACACACACACACAACCCCAGUACCUUGGAUGAAGCGUGUUUGAAAUGCAGGAGAGUGUGUGAUACGUAAAAUAAAUAAAUAAAUAAAUAAACAACCGUGUCACCAUGCAGCGUCCUCUACACCGCUUCCACACGAAAGGCGCGUCCACUCCAUCUGGCUGAUUUUCCUGAUCAUUUCACAAAUAUUACUCUUUGGAUGGAGGUUUUUAUUUAACCUUCUCUACUGUUGUAUAUGCCCAUCACGACGGACAUAAGGCACAAAAAUCCGCGUGUGUUUUGAUUGAACGUCGAAUGGCACGCGCUCGGCUCGAAAGGACUCAAAAGUAAAAUCAGGACUACUGGGCUAUUUCAGCAGAGAGAACAGGGCAAUGCUUCCACCUCAUGGAAGCACUGACGAGGCAAUCUAGUGCCUGGACAGGGACCGUCCUCAGCAUCAGUGCUCACUAGGCCAGAAUGGAAACAGGGCUCAGAACUGCCCCCAGAGCAGAAGAGGAGAAAGAUCCUCCUGCUCAGAGGAAGUUAUCAGCAGCAGGUGGUGGUGACCUCGGGCCUGAGUGCUGCAAAUGCAACGGUCUGAUCAACACCCGAAGUGUAAUGGUGGAGACCAAGGAGGGGCGAGUGUCAGUGUACUCUGCCCCACAGUAUCAGGGCCACGUGGUGGUCAAUUAUUCCCCCGAGCAUGCGGGUCAGGACAGAACUGGGACACGGAUAAGUGGGCACCAUCCACAGCUGCUCAACCCCAGUGCCUUGCCCCAGGCUCUGGACCCUUUUUAUAAGCCCAACCUCAUCUUGUACCCUGAAGGAGUACUGAGAGUGUGGGGGGAGGGAAGCGACUGCUGCGAGACCACGUUCAUUGAGGACAUGGCUCCUGCUAACUCCACUGCUACGGUUACUAAAGAUGGGCUCAUGCUCACUGACAACAAAUUCCUGGAUUUAUCUAUGGAGGAUACCAAGAUUCAUACACUCUCCUACGAUGUGGAUGAUGACGAUGAGUUUCAAGAGCUGGAGAGUGAGUACUCAAGUGACUCUGAGAGUGAGGACAACUUCCUGAUGAUGCCCCCGCGAGACCACCUGGGCCUCAGUGUCUUUUCAAUGCUGUGCUGCUUCUGGCCCCUUGGUAUUGCUGCCUUCUACCUGUCUCAUGAGACUAACAAAGCAGUAAAUAAAGGUGACUUUCACCGUGCCAGCUCCAGCUCCAGACGUGCUCUGUUCCUAGCUGUGCUGUCCAUCACCAUCGGUACUGGCAUCUACGUUGGCGUGGCAGUGGCUCUUAUUGCAUACCUUUCCAAAAACAACCACUUGUAGCCUUGCAUUGCCUCCCAUCUUGCCACUGACUGUCCAUGUGGAUUUACUGUAAGGCCACUUAGGGGUAUUGCACUGAGUAACGAUCUUCACACUCUACUGCACUUUUAUGAAUCACAUGGAAUUACUGAAUGGAUUCUCAUUUGUAAACAUUGUGACAUUAUAAAGCAUUGCAUUCCUUUUUCGUAUUCACUGUUUAGCACAGUGGCAUUUGUGUAGACUUACUGUAGUAAUAGACUUUAAUACCUGUUUACAAGGCGACAACAUCAGUACGCUUUGAUCAACCACAGUAUUUAUUGUGCCAAUCUUGUCUUUUGAGCCUUUAGUGUAGUGUUAUUUUUCUUCUGGAUGGUGGUGAAGUAUGAAAAACACAAACUAUCUGAAGUGCCACAGUGCUUUGAAGCCUUCUUAUAAAGAGCUACAAUAUUAUAAGGACCACAAGAAUGGGCUUAUUCAACACUCAAGGGUAAGAUGGACGCAAAGCCAUAUAGAUGGGCUGUAGGACUAUGAAUGUGGACUUUCCUGGUUUAAGAGUAACAUUUUGAUCUGAGAGGGCUGUAAAUAUUUAUAAACCAUUUUUUGUGAGACAACACUUGGAGUCUCAAAACCAGGCCAUAUGCUUUCAGUUUCUACAUGCCAAAUUAUGAUGGUGUACGUGCUUACACUGUGUUACAGAUUUUCACCAUGUGGGAGAUUUUAAUCACCGAACUGCAACCUCUUGCCAAUUAAAUGUAGUCUUUUCAUUCAAA